Molecule: messenger RNA, 3130 nt
Organism: Bradysia coprophila
Lineage: Eukaryota; Metazoa; Arthropoda; Insecta; Diptera; Sciaridae
Biological process (GO): protein linear polyubiquitination; proteasome-mediated ubiquitin-dependent protein catabolic process
Cellular component (GO): ubiquitin ligase complex
Molecular function (GO): zinc ion binding; ubiquitin binding; ubiquitin-protein transferase activity
Source: RefSeq, a predicted model, not a curated record
AAAUCGACGAUGCUCUCAUGGAGAUCAGGAAUCAGGUCACGGACGACAGUUACAUCGGUGAAACGCGAGUUUGUGAUUGGCGAGGGAUACGAAGUGCACGAAAUUCUAUUCGAAAAGGAAUUUUCCACUUUCUACGUCAAAGAUGUGAACGCGGAGCAGUUCGACAAAGCGACACUGAAAUACUUCCUUACCAUCAACGGCGAACGGCUCGCCUCGCUGGAUUACACCGAUUAUGGCAAAACGUACACCGCCGUUGCCAAAUUCAAAUCGAAGAAAGACGCCCAAGCGUCCUACGAUCGCUUUUGUAAGGCUGGUGAAUUUUCGGUGUCUCCCAGUUUCGGCAGCACUAAUGGCAUUCGGCAUGGACUGAACUGUCGAUUGAAAUUGACUUGGCCAACUGCUCGCUCGAAGGGUGUCGCGCACAUUUUCUUCAAUGAAGCAGACGACGCUAAUCGAUUCCUGGACAAUGUCCAGCACAUCUACCCGAACACUGUCGUUCACGUGGCCGGAGAAACGCAACGGAGCAAGCAACGAAAUUCCCAAUUGAAGUCACAGGGACCACGACCGCCACUGACCUACGUGAAGCGACAAGGAUGUGCGUUCCGGUUUGAUCUAGCUGCGAUUGCUGGUAUGCCGGACAGACGGAAGCUUAAUUACAAAGUGACACUCGUCGGUUUACAGCUGCGCGUCGACAAAGCAGAACUAACCAGCACUUUGGCUGCAUAUGAUCUGAAAGACGUCAUUGUCGAGUACGAGAACUUCACUGCGCCAGAUAGUGGAAACGGUUUAACACCCGACGAAAAGUCAAUCAAACUGAAACACCUCAACCGUUUCAUGGACACAGCCACCAAGACCAGUGACUUCUUUAAGCGAAAUACUGGCGUUGCCGGAAUUUGUGUGUUUUUCACUAGCAAUUCCACUGCGAAACAGGCGUACAAUUAUGCAAAGGCUAAAUACGACUCGAUGAUAACGGAUCCAUCGCUCGGGCCACAUCGUUUGGACAUCGAAUAUACUCACACGAUGUCCAUUCAGAUCGGACUGUACACCUUUUUGCAACCCCAAAUCGAAGCAUUGCAGAAGGAAGCACGCACGAAACGCUUCACUUGCAGCACGACGCCCGUUCAGGACAAUACCAAAACGGUCAUCCUGAAAUUCAACACCAGCAAGCACUCGUUGUUGGGCUGGAUUGAAGCUCAAUUCGACGAACUGGUACGACCGACGAAAUUCGAUUGCCCGCAUUCGGAUGUGCUGUUUACGGGGACGGGACGCUUGGAAAUGAUGAAAUUUGCGAAGAAUACUUAUGUCAACGUCAGCGACGACACUCAAAUCAUAUGGGUGUACGGCGAUGCGGAGGUGAAAGAUAAAAGUUGCAAGGAAAUCGAGAGGUUGGCUAACCGUCUCCAUGCGCUGGAUGUGUUGGAUAAGGAAAUUUGGCUGAAACGAACGGUUCGGAUAAACGGCAAAGAGGGCCGAAUCAUUACCAACAAAUGCAGAGAGGAGAAGAUUGACUUUCACCGCUUCCACGGCAAUCGAAUCUACAUUUCCGGAUCACAACGGUCCGUCGACGCAAUGUGCACAUUUUUCGCUCAGCAGAAAUACAGUUGGGAUCGCACGAAAGCGAACCGGUUUAAGUUGGACAAAAGCCGAGAGUGUGGUCUGUGCUUCGAAGCACCGGAAAGUGCGUUCAUUAUGCUGAGCGUUUGCAGCCACAUAUUCUGCAGCGAUUGUAUCGAACCAAUGGUGAAUAUGCAACCGCCACCGUUCCCCAUCAAGUGUCCGGUAUGUGAUCAGUUCGUUGCCCUGCAUGAUAUCAAGAAAUUGGCGCCGACAAAGUCAUUGGAGAAAGUGUUGGAAUUGGCCGUGAAGUCGUUUCAACAGAGUCACAGCCAUGAUAUUCGCCAAUGUCCGCAGCCGGGAUGCCAUCAACUUUUGAACUACGAAUCGAGAACUGCGGGCACCCACGGUGGCGAUUUUCUAUUUUGCGACAACUGCAUAAACACCUACUGCAUAGCCUGUUCGGAGAAGAUGGAAAAACCGGUCCGAAGUCACGACGACGAUUCAUGCGAAAACAUCCAGAACGGAGUGUCCAAUUUGGUUCACAAGCAUGUUCGCGCUAUACAGGAAACUGUGCUCAAUCUCAGCUGUCCGAAAUGCAAUACGGCGUUCUACGAGUUUGAUGGAUGUGUUGCAGUUACAUGCAGCACUUGCAAGGCAGGAUUUUGUGGCUUAUGUUUGGCCAAUUGUGGAAGCGACGCACACAGUCAUGUUCGAUCUUGCCCGAAAAAUCCCGGCACAGAUUAUUACGUCUCGCAACGGGACCUCCAAGCAGUUCAUUUGGAUAUGAGGAACCGAAAGCUGCGCGACUAUUUGUCGCAACACCGACUCAACUCCACUGUUCACAGACAAAUUAUCGAAAAGAUCCGACCAGAUCUUAUCGACCUGAAGAUGACCGUGCCGGAGGCUACUGCCGAUGCACACGAUGGACCUGUCGCUGAAACAUCGGAUGCUGUCAUGCGACAUGUACGGAAAAUCCAAGAAGAAAUCUUGACGCUCAGUUGUCCCCAUUGCAAGGUGGCAUUUUUCGACUUCGACGGUUGUGCCGCUGUGUCGUGUUACUCGUGUCGACGGGAAUUUUGCGGCCUAUGUCUUGAACACACCGACGGCAUAAUCUCAGAGCAUGUUGUGCGAUGCCAACGGAAUCCUGCGACAGGAAACUAUUUUCUUCGUUCCGCAGAACUAAGUAGAAUCCAUGCGGCUGUCAGAACGGAUAGAAUUCAGUCGUACUUCAAUGAUAAACUGGGUGAUACUGCGACCAAAGAACAAGUUCUGGCGCUCAUUCGUGUCGACUUGGUGGAUCUUCAAGUUAAAUUACCCGAAAUAAACGUUCGCCAGCAGCGAGUACGUCCUGCUGUACCAUUCCACAUUCAACAGCUAAUGGAGGAGAUACGAUUAGAGCGCUUAAUGCAAGAUGAGCCCGUUAGACGGGCGGUACCAUUAAGGCAACCAGUUCCGCCAGCUCAGCCCAACAGGAGACCAGCUCCUCAGCCACCGAGACGCGAUUGUUGUAUACUUUAACGAGACCACUGUGCCAUAGAAAAUAAAAAAAAAGUUUUUUUUGUUUCUCCUCUGA